AGCGAACGGGACCUCUUCGAGUCAGUUUCCUGUGGUUAGCUUUUCCCUCGCGUUCCCAAUCGCUUCCGGUAGGUUCCAUCGAACCGAUGUUGCGUUACCAACGCGUCAAUGCUGGCGGUUUGAAAGAUACGUGUUGACUCCCUAUGACGGCGGCGGGAGAGGCCGAUCCGGUCCUCCAGGCUGCUGGCUUCGCCGUCUGCGGCGAGGACGAAGGCGCUGAUGACGAGGAUGGCAGUCUUUGCCCUCCCCCGCGUGCUUCGGUGUGCGGGGGAGGGGACCCGAGACUACCAGAGGGGCUCGGAGUUCGAGCCAUGCCUUUGGAGCUUUGGUCGUUCGAGAAGGGCUCUGUAAGCGCUGGAGUUGGUUUUGCCUGUGCACGAGAUGUGGCAAAAAGCCUGCUGUACGCGAACCUCAUGUCAACCGGGGAGGAGCCAGGCACAGAUGCUAUGAAAAGUGCCAUCCGCACGCUUUUGGACUUGGCAGAGGCCUGCAGUACCAACAAGAUCAUCAUGGGUCUCAGUCCGGAACACGCCAGCUGCGAAUGGCUGGCGUGCUCACUUCUCCGGCUCGGUUUUCAGGUCAUCUCAUUGCGCAAGUGCCCCGAGUUGAACGCAGCGCUGUCGCUGGAGUUCGACAUGGGCCCACCUGCGCCGCUUCCAAGAGGAAACGUGAUCUCCUCCUCCGACUACACUUGCAGCGGCACCUCCGAGUGCUCCACAUCCGCAGAGGACCAGGAUCAACCCCAGUGCGAAUCGGAGUGUCAAGAUAGCGACUAAAGUCUCCACGGGCCUCGUCACAGCCUUCGCUGGCAGCCCUGUGGGCCUUCAGGCCUUUGCUGGUAGUGGCACAGAAGUUGCCUGGUUGCGACCUUGCCUGCUAUAAAUGAAUUGUCUCGCCGGGCUGCGAGGCGCCCAUGGCGUGGAGCAAGGGCAGACCUGAGGGGAUGCACUCCACGGCAGGUUGGGUGACUCGUUGUUCGUCGUGGUGAUGAUGCGAAAGCAGCCUGGAAGCACUGGGCUUCUAAUGUGUCACGUUGCCCAGCAUAAUUCGCUUCGGCGUCCUUGCGACCGCCCAGAGUAAAGCACGAAGGUGCUGCUUUCGCCCCAGACCAAACCC
Molecule: messenger RNA, 1116 nt
Organism: Effrenium voratum
Lineage: Eukaryota; Dinophyceae; Suessiales; Symbiodiniaceae
Source: the annotation of a GenBank genome assembly